GGAGGCUAUUGGCCCCGCGGAAGAGGCCCCGGGCGUCGCGUGGUGAUGCGGCUCCGCCGCUGAAACUCCGGGUGUAGCCGCCUCCCCCCGCCCCUAUCAGAGCCGGGCUCGGCCCGUCGCCCUGCGCUGGCUUCGCGGAUCCUGCCGCCGCCCCCCUCCGUCUCCCAUGCGGGGCCCUCCCUCCGCCUGAGCCACUUGGGAGGGCGAGGGAGCGAGGCCGGCAUGGCCCGCCGCCUGGCUUAGCCGCUCGGGCCGCCGCGAAGGGAGAAGGCUGGGAAGGGGAGGGAGAGCAGGCCCGGCUGCGGCCCUGGCCGUGACGGCGCCUCGAUGCGGGGCUAGGAGCGCAGCCGCCCCUCGGCCUGCUCUGCCCGGGCGCGGAGCCGCGCUUUCUUCUCAGCCCGGAGCCGUCGGCCGCCAGCGUCUGCGAUGAACCCGGUGAAUGCCACAGCCUUGUACAUCUCCGCCAGUCGCCUGGUGCUCAACUACGGCCCCGGAGAGGAUCCGCAGUGCUUGGCCGAGAUCGGCAAGCUGCUGCCCUACUUCCGGCAGUCGCUCUCUUGCUGUGUGUGCGGAAAUCUGCUGCAAGAUCCAAUUGCACCCACCAACUCCACAUGUCAACAUUAUGUCUGCAAAACCUGUAAAGGCAAGAAAAUGAUGAUGAAACCAUCAUGUAGUUGGUGCAAGGACUAUGAGCAGUUUGAAGAAAAUAAACAGCUAAGCAUUCUAGUUAACUGCUAUAAAAAACUAUGCGAGUACAUAACACAAACACCACUGGCACGAGAUAUUAAACAAGCUGUGGACAGCUCUCCAGAUCUUUUGACUUUGCUCAAAGAUGGUUCCCCACUCCAUGAAGAUGCAGAAAAGGUGUCUGAUGAAGGCUUAGCAUUGUGUCUGACAUAUUCCCCAUCACCUUCAACUUCGGAGCAUAAUAAUGAACCUCCAGUUAGUAACUCUUCUGUACCCGAAAGCACAUGUGACUCAGAUGCAAAAGGCUUUGUUAUUAAUGGGUUGCCCAGUUGUAAUGGGCUAUCAGCAGAUAAACUUGGAGGAAAUAUUCCUUCCCCUGAACAUGAACAUUCAGUUGAUGUAUGUAGCCCUGGACAGUACAUGAAAACUGAAGAUAUUUCUAGCAGUCUGCAGCCCAUCUGUGAUACUGUUUCCCCUAGUGACUUGUGUGCAGAUAUCUGCAGUUUCAGUGAAGACAUAAAACCAGGCGAUCCUCUUUUGCUUAGUGUUGAGGAAGUACUGAGGAGCUUAGAGACUAACACAGAUGUCUGCAGUCCUAAUCUGCAGCAUGGGUUGGAAACCAGUUUAUCAAAUGGUCCUUUUUUGCAGCUUCCCCCCACACUUCCGAGUCAUAGUGUGUACAUGUCAUUGGGUUCUUCACCUCAUGGGAUUUCAUGUACAGCUGCAACACCUAAGGUAGUUAAAUUAAAUAGAAAGCGAUCGCGAUCGGAAAGUGACAGCGAAAAGGUUCAACCUCUUCCAAUUUCCAGUAUCCUUUGUGGCCCAACGUUGGGAGCCUCAGCUCCAGUAAUGGUGAAACAGGAAGCUAAGAUGUCUCUGCAGCCUAUAGCAACUGUACCCAAUGGAGGCACUGCUCCUAAAAUAGGCAAAACUGUACUCUUACCGAAUAAGAGCAUGAAAAAGAAUCUAGACCAUACUGCCAAGAAAUCUCGCCCAAAAUCUAAAUCAGGAAUGCUGAAAACAAAAGACAAAUCAAAAGCUAGCAGUCACGUCGUGCCAGGAAGUCCAACAAAAACUGUGUAUAAAAAGCAGCAAGAAAAGAAGGGGUGUAAAUGUGGCCGAGCCACCCAAAAUCCAAGUGUUCUUACAUGCCGUGGCCAACGAUGUCCUUGCUACUCAAACCGUAAAGCCUGCUUAGACUGCAUAUGCCGUGGCUGCCAAAAUUCAUAUAUGGCUAAUGGGGAGAAAAAACUGGAGGCAUUUGCAGUGCCAGAAAAAGCCUUGGAGCAGACUAGGCUUACUUUGGGCAUUAAUGUAACAAGCAUUGCUGUGCGCAAUGCCAGCACAAGUACCAGUGUAAUUAAUAUGACAGGGUCACCAGUAACGACAUUUUUAGCUGCCAGUACAAAUGAUGAUAAGAACUUGGAUGAAGCGAUAGACAUGAGAUAUGACUGCUGAGUCAUUCUUCUUUUGUCUUUCUCCCCUCUCCCCUCACCCUUUGGUAGGGGGACUGCUACAAUUUUGAAGGCAGCUAUGGUUCUGUUUAACCUGCCAGAGCUCCUACAUAUAGAUCACUUGUAUCAAGUGUUUUUCAUUGCUAUGUUGUGUGUUAGUGUCUGGGAAAUAGUUUGACGGUAAUUGCGGAGUUACCCUGAAACUGUCUUUAGUUCUUACAGCACCUCAUAGUUUCAGAUCAAAUGCUAAUGUAAAUGAUUUUUUAAUACAGAUUGACUUUUUUGGAAAAUACUGACCUUGUUGUACCAGUUCAUGCUUUGUGCUUAAUCAGAGAUUGGUUACAUAUGCAAAAUGGUUUCUAGUCAGUCCAUUACAGUUGUGCUCAUUUAUAAUGUAUCCAGGUUACUUAGUAUUGUACAUGAAUUGCACCAUAUUGGGAAUCUUUUUUAAAAUGUCAGAAAACAGCCUUCAAUACCAUAUUAUUUUUGGACAGAGAAAUUAGUAACUUAGUACUUAAAAUUUGUUCAAAAGAAAUUUUACAUUAAAAUGAUAAUUACUAUAAUUGCCCAACUAGUGUGCAACUUUUCAACAAAAGAACUUUGAACCUCAGCUCUCAGGGUUUUCAAAUACAAUCUUUUCUUCUGAAUAACAGUUUGAAAAUAAAGUGCGUUUGUCAUGAAGCCUCCUCCUUCUAAAACUGUUAAUUCUAUUUUCAUACUCUAGAGAUGGAUGCCUCUCAUGUAUUUCAUGCCACAGUAUUAACACUUUAUGUUGCAAGGCUUCAAAAUAAAAGCAAUUUAGUUUUCAUGUCAGAGUUAUCUGGGGUAUAUGUUUCAUUUUAGUUGGAGUGGAGGGAAACCCAAAGUCUAUUCUUACGCAUUUUUCACUGAGAUUAGUAAGGGAUGUAAAUGAAGUUUAAUCCUUACUUGGAAAUAAUAAAAUUAACAUGGUGAUGCUAGUUAAAAAGUUAAUACUCCAUAUAGCCUUUUAUAUAGCAUUUGCUAGUUUUGCAGUACAAGAUUAGCAUUAAACAGAGCUACACACUUCUAAAUUGGUCUUGGAAGGGAGUAACUCUGUUUAGGGAUGUACCAUCAAAAUCUUACUUUGGGUUAACAGAAACUUCCAUAGGAUGUACUUGCACAGUAAUAUCUAUGGGUAAUGAUAUCUUAAUUCCCUGAAUAUACACAGGCAAAAAUUGUCUUUUGAGAUUAGGUAGCUUGGCCAUUCUAGAACUAUUUCAUACUGUGAUUUUUUAAAGCAAUAAGUGAGUUCUUUUCAUUGUGGGUGGGCACUCUACAGUAUUUGAUGUUUUGUGUCCAUGGUUGGUUCCAGACAGACGUCUGGAGUACUGGCUGGGUACUUGUAUUCAUAAUUUUUUAGAAUAGAUGCUUCCCUCUUGGUGCAAAUUUAGGUUGCAAUCUUGCAUGUCUGGAAUACAAAGAGUAGAGAAGCUUCUAUCAGGCUAAAAUAUAGCAUAUUCUGGUAUGCUGCUGCAGUUGCAGGCAUGCUCCAACAUGGUCAAACAUUCAUUAUCAGCUUGGGGCCCUUCUACUUUUUCUCCUUCAGCAUUUGCUUUUUCUCAUCUAUCCACUCCUGAGAAUGGUUUCAUUCCUGCUUGUUUUGGGGCCCUCUAAAAGAAUCAGUUGUAGUGGUGUACAUGACAUGUAGCAGUGUAUAUGCAAGAUGGCCUUGAUUGGAAUUGCCUGGCAUGCAACAACAGCAAAUGGUAUGCCUAGCAGAGAUUGGCAUGGUUGUGGGAUAUACUUGUUCUCUGAAGGAAUUACUCCAUUCUCUGUGUACAGGAUUCCAAUAUUACUUUGUUUCUAGUUAUACCAUCGAGACAGAACUGUGAAGUUUAAAGUAUACUAAUUUUUGUUAAUCCUACUUUUUGAUGGUGUGUGUGUAGUAUCUAAAUUACUUGCAUAAACUAUGGACUGACUAGAAUAGAAAUGAUUACCCUGCUAUUUAUAGGACAGCAUCCUAAUUUAGGGCAAUAUUUAAUUAGCUCAUCUAAAGAGAUGCAGUGUCACAGUUCCUGAAAUUCCUUAAAUUUGCCAUCUAACUGUUAACUGAAUGUUGCCAAUGAAUUUGACAUUAGACACAUUUGGAUUUGGCACAAAGCAUGUAUAGUGAUGAUUAAUAGGUCUGCAAAGUAAGCAAAAGGUUUUGGACACCAAUUGGAUGAUGCCUCCUUUUUGUUCUGUAGUGUACCAUGGUGUCAUUUUAUGUGAAUGUGGUCAAAUAGCAUUUUGUUGGCUUUUUGGUUUGUUUUCCCCCUGUCUUUUCUGUGGGUAGGGCAGGGUGGGGGAGGGGGUUAAAGCCAUAGGAAGAAGAAUGUGAUGUAAGUGUUCAGUAUGUACUUUUUGUUUCUGUUUUGCAAGAAGAGUUGAAAAAUAUUUUUGAUAAUGAGAGUAAAUGGUGGAAAAUGCUCUUUAGUAUUCUUGUCUUUUUUGCCAUCCCAGGCUCUUGAAAUUUAUAUGCUUUAAUUUUAAGGUUUAUUAUGUCCUAUUAAAACAUAAUUGGUUAAAUAUGUAUGUAAUUUUGUGUGGACCAAAUGGGAUCUGCCGUUAUCUACUUCAGUGUUCUAACCUUGCUAGUAUAAAUCUGAUUUUUUUUUGAUACCUGUAAGGAGACUGAUCAAAGAAAAACCUGGUGUGAUGUUCUCAUGGCCUGGGUAUUAUCUAGAUGUCUGUUGAACUGUUAAAUUUUUCUGAGGUUGCUGCUAGUACAGUUAUGGAGCUCCAGUAUGUCAUGAGUGUGCCUCCCAUAAUAUGGGAAUAAUUUCAAUUUUAAUAUCUCUAUACAGCUGCACAAAACAUCAAUCUAGUAGCUGAUGAUUAAACUCAACUGUUCUUUGGAACCACUUAUUAGAGAUUCCAGAUCUUUAAUGUAUUUGCUAGUGGUGAAUUCAGGUUUGUUUUAAAAACUAGUUUCCUCCUGCACUGCCACAUUCUUAAACUGUGUAUUAAAAUUUGAGCUGAUU
Messenger RNA from Eublepharis macularius, 5125 nucleotides. RefSeq names its product MSL complex subunit 2 (gene MSL2). Bases 427 to 2145 code for a protein of 572 amino acids. The transcript has 2 exons. Gene Ontology annotation, molecular function: ubiquitin protein ligase activity. Lineage: Eukaryota; Metazoa; Chordata; Lepidosauria; Squamata; Eublepharidae. Gene Ontology annotation, cellular component: MSL complex. The record is from RefSeq and is a predicted model, not a curated record.